GCGCCGAGGAGGCCGGGUCUCCGCCCCUGUCCGGCGCGCCCCGACCGCACCGCGCGCCGCGUGCCGCGUGAGGCGGAGCCUGGCCCCCGAGCGGCGCGCGCACCCCGCCGCCUCGCGUCGCGUGACUCGGCGGGGGCGCGCGGGGUUAGCGCCCGCCCGCGCCACUUCCGACGCAGCCCGAGGUUCAGGUUCCGGGGCGCCGCGGAGCUCCCGGCCUGUGGGUUGAGCGUGGCCCUCUGCGGCGGCCGGGAUGGAGGAGGUUGGAGGGGCUGUGGCCACAGCCGGGGAGGCCGAACUGAACUUGUCUCGCCUCAGUGUGUCUCUCGAGACGCUGGAGUCGGAGCUGGAGGCGCGGGGCGAGGAGCGGCGCGGGGCGCGGGAGGCGCUGCUGCGGCUGCUGCUACCGCACAACCGUCUGGUGUCGCUGCCGCGGGCACUGGGCAGCGGCUUCCCGCACCUCCAGCUGUUGGACGUGAGCGGCAACGCGUUGACCGCGCUGGGGCCGGAGCUGCUGGCGCUGCGCGGCCUGCGCACGCUGCUGGCCAAGAACAACCGGCUCGGCGGGCCGGGCGCCCUCCCCAAGGGCCUGGCUCAGUCGCCGCUCUGCCGCAGCCUCCAGGUGCUUAACCUCAGCGGGAACUGCUUCCAGGAGGUGCCCACCUCGCUGCUGGAGCUGCGCGCGCUGCAGACCCUCAGCCUCGGCGGCAACCAGCUUCAGAGCAUCCCGGCCGAGAUCGAGAACUUGAGGAGUUUAGAGUGUUUAUAUCUGGGAGGAAACUUCAUCAAAGAAAUACCACCAGAAUUAGGAAAUCUGCCUUCUCUAAAUUACUUGGUAUUAUGUGACAACAAAAUCCAGAGUGUGCCUCCUCAGCUUUCACAGUUGCAUUCACUUCGUUCCCUUAGUCUUCACAAUAACUUGCUGACAUACCUGCCUCGAGAGAUCCUCAACCUUAUUCAUUUGGAAGAACUGAGUUUGCGAGGGAACCCACUGGUUGUUCGUUUUGUUAGAGAUUUAACCUAUGAUCCUCCAACUCUCCUGGAGUUAGCUGCACGGACCAUUAAAAUUCGAAAUAUUUCCUACACUCCCUAUGAUCUUCCUGGGAAUCUUCUUAGAUACUUGAGUUUAGCCAGCAAUUGUCCAAACCCAAAGUGUGGAGGAGUCUACUUUGAUUGCUGCGUUAGACAAAUUAAAUUUGUGGACUUCUGUGGGAAAUACCGCCUCCCUCUGAUGCACUACCUGUGUUCGCCAGAAUGCUCUUCCCCUUGCAGUUCUGCCUCUCACAGCUCCACAUCCCAGAGCGAAUCCGACUCAGAAGAUGAAGCUAGUGUGGCUGCACACAGAAUGCAGAAAGUUCUUCUUGGUUGAAAAGGGUGCAGGGUGGUUGAAACACUAAAAGACUGAGCAGAGGUGGUUAGAAAAGAGGAUGGACUUUGAGGUUCACUAGAAACUGUAUCUUAAAUGUCCAUGACAUAGUUGGAGAUUUUGUGUUUCUCGCCAUUCAGCAGGAAGAAGCCCAGUUCCGUGUUUGGAUUCUUGGAAUAUAAUUCGCUCUGAAUGGCAGUUUCAAAUUUAGCUGAUUGUUUGCAGUUUGCAGGCUUUGCAUGAAUCAUACAGCAGAAUGGAACAUUCUGCAGAGCAGUACUAUAAUAAACCACCAGUGCUUUGGCUUGUGACAGUUGACAUGAAGGUAGAAAUUAUCGCAGCUGUAAUUUUUACCAGUGUUGUCCUGAGUUUAGGUUGAACCUAUACCAUAACAGGAUUAACCCUCCUUUCUUGUAUUGCCCAUAUGUCUAGAUUACAGUUUUUCAGAUAAGCGCACAGAUGGUUACAUAGGACCUAAACCUUUCUCAGCUACUGAUUGCAAAGGAAGGGAUAUAACUCUUAUGUGGGGUUGUAAAACUCUUCAGUUCUGCUCCUUUGUUCUAUGCGAUUGUUGUUAUCCUUGUAUAAUCCAGCAGUGACUGUAAUAGUGCCUUAAUCAUAACAAGAACUUAGAAAUUUAUUCAAGAAAUGAUGCCAGAGCAGCCUAUAACCUGACAUACUAUGCAGAAUGGUUUAAAAUAUGCUUUAACAAAGCUAGGUAAACAAAUGUAUAUCUGACAUCUGAGCUCAUAGCCACCUUAACUUCAUUUUUGUCUAAACAAAUCACUUUUAUACUUAAUGGGGAGCCAACCAGCUUGAACUUAAGAAAGAAUAAUAGGUUUUGAUGGAAAAAUCUAUCCAAUUUCUUUCAACAGAAAAGAGUUGUUAGAUAGGAAACUUCUUUAUAUCUUGCAUUAAAGGAACAGGAGAAUGAUUUUAAAGGUUUUAGGAGUCCACUGUGGCUCCUUUGCCUGUGUGUUGAAAGGGCUUUCUUGGUGGCUCAGAUAGUAAACAGUCUGCUUGCAAUGCAGAAGAUCCUGGGUUUGAUCCCCAGAUCGGGAAGAUUCCCCUGGAGAAGGAAAUGGCAACCUACUCCAGUAUUCUUGCCUAGAGAAUUCCAUGGACAGAGGAGCCUGGUCGGCUACAGUCCAUGGGGUCACAAAGAGUCGGAUAUGACUUUGCCUGUGUGUACUGAACUGUAACUUCCUCCAAUUUUAAAG
This is a messenger RNA of Bubalus bubalis (water buffalo), 2583 nucleotides long. RefSeq names its product leucine rich repeat containing 58 (gene LRRC58). The transcript is spliced from 4 exons. Bases 251 to 1366 code for a protein of 371 amino acids. The record is from RefSeq and is a predicted model, not a curated record. Lineage: Eukaryota; Metazoa; Chordata; Mammalia; Artiodactyla; Bovidae. Gene Ontology annotation, molecular function: protein binding.